AUGGCGCAUGCCGUGUCAUCAGAGGCAUCUGGCUCGUCGUGUACGCAUUUUCAAUGGGCUGAAGAUCCAGCUCAUGCGCUCGUGUGUUGUGUGCGUCACGCGCUGGAGCUGACGCCUGUAUCUGCUUCGACAUCAGAGGGAUUUGUGCUGCGAUUUUAUCGGCACGGCCGCUGGCCCUGUAUGUUUGUGGAUGUCGUAGCCACAGUUGUGGGCGUACAGCUGCGCCAUCAUUACGUGGAAUACUCUAUUGAUGAUGGGUCGGGAGUCAUUGACGUGAUGUGUCGUGGUCAUAUUUCACUAUCUGUGGCGGAGUGGUCGCACGAGUCCGGCAUCGAUGCUUGUUAUUUGCCUCCCGAGCCAACGUUGCUCCAUGAUGAACAGCACUUUGCACUUGGUGACGUAGUACAUGUCCGUGGUCGCGUAUACGAGCGGGAAGACCGGCCGCGUGCUCUCCAAGCUGUGGCGAUCAGUCGCGCUGCCGACGUCAAUGACGAGGCCAGACAUGUCCUCGAAGCACUGCAUGUCGUGCACGUGUACAAAAGCAAUGUGCCGCCUUGCGAUGCGACGUGGAUGCAACCUGCGUCAUCGAUGCCACCACCACCGACCUUGCCGCCUCGGAAAGUGAUACCCAGUGUACCUUCACCGUUCAAAUCACACUCACGCCGUGCGUUCACAUACUAUGUGUGGAUGUACAUGAAUGCCGCUACGGAGCACGCUCUAGAGCAUACGAGUGGGCUUGACGUGCACAACGUUCCGGCGUUUUCAGUCGUGACGUUGGCUAGGAACAUGGCUCACCGAGCCGAAGAAGUGGUUCGAGAAAAGCUGCGCAAAAGGGCCACACAGGAUAUGGCACCAGACAUACUUCGUACGCAUGUCUAUGGGCUCGUGAACAGCGCAUUGCAGUCACUAGUGCGUCUUGGACGCGUCAUACAGAGUGGGGCCAUGUAUCAAGUCGCACAUCCGCAUUUACUGGCGUGCUAUCUCAUGAUUGUCCUGCGCCUGUCUGACGCGACGGGUCGACGGGCAACGAUACCCCGCAUCCACAUGCGCAUCACAUCUGUCCGACAUCGGCUGCAGCGCUACCAUGACCGCUUUGCUCACGUAUCUCUGGCCUCGAUCGAGGCUGCCCUACGUGUACUGUAUGUAUACGGCAAAGUCCAUGCCAUUGAAGACCAUAUCGUCACUAUAGACACGCCAACAUCGACGAGCUAA
Messenger RNA from Malassezia restricta, 1212 nucleotides. RefSeq lists its product as uncharacterized. NCBI's taxonomy places the organism in Eukaryota, Fungi, Basidiomycota, Malasseziomycetes, Malasseziales, Malasseziaceae. The coding region runs from base 1 to 1212 and encodes 403 amino acids. The transcript has a single exon. The record is from RefSeq and is a predicted model, not a curated record.